This is a messenger RNA of Coturnix japonica (Japanese quail), 4057 nucleotides long. The record is from RefSeq and is a predicted model, not a curated record. Lineage: Eukaryota; Metazoa; Chordata; Aves; Galliformes; Phasianidae.
UGUUCUAUGAAAUGCCUUGGGCUAAAGAGGGAAAGUAAUAACUCUUUCUGGCUUGGCCUGUUGUGUGUGAAUGCAUUGGACAAGGCUUGGCUACAAUGCCAAAAACUGAAAGCAUCAAGCUAUGGGUUUUUCACCUUUCCUAUCCAUCAGAUUUUUAAGCACAGCUGUGGUAGCUCAUAGCGCAAUUAUUGUUAUUUAUUAUUAUUAUUGUUGUUGUUGUUGUUGUUGUUAUUAUUAUUAUUAUUAUUAUUUAAAGUGAAUUUGGGAAAUCUGGGAAAUUGGUGGCAAUUUUGGUCCCAAUUGCAAAAAAAAAACUCCAAAACUUCCAACACUGAAUUAUUUGAUUCUGUAAGUACACAGGAACUGAGUGGAAGCUGUUAGUUCCAAAGGGAGCAUCUUGUUUAUGACACCUGGAUCUCUUUAUUUGGUAGACCGUGUCUGUGCAGCUUUCAGAUAAUGGUGAUGUUUCCAUUUUGUCAAUAUUAAUUGUCACAGCUCUGUUUAUAACUUGGUCAAACAGAGAGAAAAGAGAAGCAAAGAACUUUGUGUCAUGUGAUGGUAGCUCCAUCAGAAGCUCCUGGUGGAUAUUAGGAUAAACUUUUUCCCCAAAGAGAGGUGAUGCUUUGGCACAGCUCCCUGAGUAAUGCUGGGAUCCCCAAACCUGGAGGUGUCUGAGAGCUUUGGAGAUGUGGCACUGAGGGAUGUGGGCUGGGUUUGGACUUGGGGAUCUGAGAAGUCGUUUCCAACCUGAAUGGUUCUGUGAUGUUGUGGUUAACGCUCCCUCAGUGGUGCUGAAGGAGUGAUGCCAGUUUACACUAACCUGGAACUACUCCGGUUUAUGUAAACGGGUUAAUCUCACACUCCGAAUUGUGUUUUUAAAGUGUUGAUUUAAAGCACUUGUUCUUUGCUUACACAUCUGGUUUUCGAGGCACCAAACCCUGAUUAAGAUUGGAUGAAAGGAAAGGGUUGUUUAGGAUAUGGGUGGUGAGGCAUUGGCACAUAUUGCCCAGAGAGGUGGUGGUGCCCAUCCCUGGGUCGGGCUGGAGGGCUCUGAGCACUGAUGGAGCUGUGAGUCUCCCUGUGCAUUGCAGGCAGUGGCUUUUGGGAGUCCCUUCCAAUUCAAACCACUUCAUAUAAAACUAAUCAAGCCGAUUCCACUUUGCUAACUACAACAUUUCCCAGGUUCUAAUGUAUUUUCCCAGGUUCUUGUGGGUUUAAAUGGUUGAUUACAGCUCGAAGAUCAGCACAACAGGCUGGGAAUUGAAAUAUCUUUAAUCGCCGCUCGGAAACCCACCAGCAGGGACCCCCAGCAACGCAAAAGGACGCACUAAGGAGGAAAACCCCCAAACGCAGCAGCUUCCCUCGGAUCCUCCCCGCUCUCAUCUAUGGGGCGGAGCUGGGGGUGGGACUGCUGUGUCGGUCGGUCCGCCCGUUCCUCCGCAGCCAUGGCCGCCCCGUCGGAGCCCCCCACCGCCUCCACCCCCCCAGCAUCGCCGCCCCCCGCCCGCCGCUGCCUCCCGGCUCCCUCCGUGGAGCCGCUGCUCUUCCUGGCCACUCUGGCUCUCGGUUUGCAGGGCCCGCUGGCCACCCAGUACCUGUGGGAUCGGCUGGGGGCCGAGCACGGCUACGUGGGUCCCAAUGGCAGCAGCCCCGACGGCUGCGGGAACGGCAGCGAAGCCGUCGAGCCGCUGCGGGAGGAGGUGGAAGCGUUGGUCGCCCAUUGGAACCUGUACAUCAAUCUGGGGGGUUUCUUCGUGGGGCUCUUCUCGGUGACACUCUUCGGUCCGUGGAGUGACAGCGUGGGCCGGCGGCCGGCUUUGGUGCUGCCGGCGAUGGGCAUGGCGGUGCAGACAGCCGUGUACCUCCUUGUCAUGUACCUCCGGCUGCACGUUGCCUACCUGCUGCUGGGGCGCAUCAUCAGCGGUCUCCUGGGGGACUACAACCUGAUCCUGGCUGCCUGCUUUGCCUCCAUAGCUGAUAGCAGCGACCGACGCACGCGCACCUUCCGCGUGGCCAUCCUCGAGGCCUGCCUUGGCGUGGCGGGCAUGGUGGCCAGCAUUGGUGGUGGCCAAUGGCGCAAAGCUGAAGGUUACAUCAACCCCUUCUGGCUGGUGCUGGCCGCCAGCAUCGCUGCUGCCCUCUAUGCUGCUUUAUGUCUGCAGGAAACGGUGAAGGAGAGGAGAGCGGCCAAGCUGUUGACUCUCCAACAUUAUAAGGCUGUCUACAAGCUGUACACAGCCCCGGAAAACCUGAGCUCCAGGAGGAAGCUUGCACUCUACUCCUUGGCUUUCUUUCUUCUUGUCACUGUCCAUUUCGGAACCAAGGACCUCUAUGUUUUGUAUGAACUUGGCUCCCCGCUCUGCUGGGCCUCUGAUCUCAUUGGGUACGGCUCAGCUGCCAGCUACCUGGCGUACCUGAGCAGCCUGGGGGGGCUGCGGCUGCUGCAGCUCUGCCUGGAGGACACCUGGGUGGCAGAGAUAGGACUCAUCUCUAAUAUCGCUGGGCUGGUGGUGAUUUCUCUUGCUACUACAACACCACUGAUGUUUACAGGUUAUGGGAUUAUGUUCCUGUCCAUGGCAGCUACUCCAGUUAUCAGAGCCAAGCUCUCCAAGCUGGUCGGUGAGACAGAACAGGGUGCACUCUUUGCCUCUGUUGCCUGCGUGGAAGGGCUGUGCUCACUUGUGGCUACGGGGGUGUUCAAUUCCCUCUACCCUUCCACCUUGCACUUCAUGAGGGGAUUCCCCUUUCUCUUUGGGGCCAUCGUUCUCCUUAUUCCAGCUGCUAUAAUGGGGUGGAUAGAAAUCCAGGACUCCAACCGUCAGUACAGCCACUUCUCAGGUGCUUCCUCGUCCCCUGUGGAUGGCUGAGCAGCAGCUUAGCAACAAGGAAUUGGCCAUUCUGGCAGCGUCUGUCUAUAGACUGCUCUUUGUUCUUCACGUGCAGAACAGAUCAGUGUGUGUGGGACACCUUGGUUGUCCUCACUGAUUUUUAAAUGCCUGGAAGUUAGAAGUGAUGGCUCUGAGUGCCAGGGAAAACGUGAUGUGCAGAUGUGAAUACCUCCUUGCUCAUCACAGAGAGAACUCAAGGGACUACUCAAAAGCCAAUCAAGAGUGAAAGCAAUUGGUGGCCAUUUGCAAGGCCAGUAGUGGUUGGGUUGGGUUUGUCUGAAUUGAGUUUGGUUGGGUUGGUUGAGUUUGGUUGAUUGGGUUGGAUUGGGUUAAAUUGGGUUUGUUUGGGUUGAAAUUGAUUGGGUUUAAUUGGGUUGGGUUGGACUAAGUUGGGUUUGUUUGGGUCGAAGUUGAUUGAUUGGGUUUAAUUGGGUUGGGUUGGGUUGAGUUUAGUUCGUAAGGUGGGGGUGGGGAUGGAUAAUGAAAGAGAGAGAGUUGAAUUCUGGCUUAACUGUUACUCUCUUCUGAGUACCACAGUGUGCAGCAGAUGGGCUGUUGGUGUGGGUGAAGACCAGACCAGAGCCUACAGGGUGAAGCAGCCCAGCAGUAUUCUGCUGAGGAAAACAUCUGUGCUCCAAAUCAAUGUAUUGUGGUUAAAAGUCAUAGGAAUAUUGCAGGCCAGUAGUUUUCCAUGGGAGUUCUACUGCUGUCCUUGUUCACUGAGCUAGCUUUAUCUUUGUAGUGGUGUUCUAAGGAGAAAAUGUGCUAGCUGUGCUUGUUGCUAUGAGUGCCAAUGGCAUGUCUAUCUGUCUGCAGCUCACACCAGCUCAGUUUAGAUAUUAGAAAAGAAUUAUUCUCUGCAGGAGUGGUGCUGCAGUGGCACAUGAUUAAGGGACAUGAUUUUUUGCCAGUGACUUCACAUCCACCCUUCUCAGGACAUAUUGAUGCCAACAAGCAAACCUCCACAUUCAUGGUAUUUGUGAUCUUUUCAAAGCAUUAACUAUAUUGCUUCAAUCCUGUUUUCUUCACACUGCCAUAAACCAGCAGUUCUGUGUACACUGUGUUGAACACAGAGUUCAGAUGUCUGCAAUAAUGUGAAAUUGCUUAGCAGUCAGAUUGCUUUCAGAGUGAAUAAAACCCCCAUUUUCUUUUAUGGCUCAUCAAAAGAU